ACUAGGUUACAUUUAAUAUUUGUAUAGUAUGGAAACUCUCGAGUUAAAUGACCUUCUUGAAAAUCAGGAUAAGAGAUUGAAAAUAAAACGGUUAUGGAUAGUCGUUUUUUUCUUUUUCUUAAUCACUCUACCAGUUGGAUACUACAUUUGGAUCCGGAGUCACAAGAAUGAUCUUUUGAUGAUUGAACGUGAUGAGUGGGGAGCUAAGGAACCCAUCGAAAGGGAAUUUCUAAAUCUGCCAGCCACAACUGUAGUUAUUUGCCACACAGCCACUGGCCCUUGUGAAACCAAGGCUGCUUGCAUACGUCAAAUGCAGACCCUUCAAGACUUCCACAUGAAUAGCCAAUUUAGGUACGACAUUAGCCUGAAUUUCCUUGUGGGCGGCGAUGGAGAGAUAUAUGAGGGGCGUGGUUGGGAUGUAAAGGCUCAGCAUUUGAACGGUGAUGGAAGUGUAUCUAUAAGCAUUGCUUUUAUUGGAACCUUCUCCAAUGUGGAGCCUCCAGCACGACAAGUGGAUGCAGCAAAGCGAUUGAUGCUCGAAGGAGUUCGCCGGGGAAAGUUGCACCAAGAUUAUCGCGUUUAUGGCCACCGUCAAUUUCAGCCCACCGAAAGCCCUGGCCAAAAACUAUAUGAGCUUAUCAAGCAGUGGCCGCGAUGGUCAACUAUUAUUAAGCAUAUUAGCACGAUACCUUAAAAUUUUUGAAGUCCACAAACUAAAUUUGAAUAAAAUUAAGUAAAUAUAAAAAUUGCAUAUUAAAAUGAACAAUAUAAUAAAGAUUA
Messenger RNA from Drosophila ficusphila, 780 nucleotides. Its product is annotated as peptidoglycan-recognition protein LF-like. The transcript is spliced from 3 exons. The record is from RefSeq and is a predicted model, not a curated record. Gene Ontology annotation, molecular function: zinc ion binding; N-acetylmuramoyl-L-alanine amidase activity. Gene Ontology annotation, biological process: peptidoglycan catabolic process. Bases 29 to 694 code for a protein of 221 amino acids. Lineage: Eukaryota; Metazoa; Arthropoda; Insecta; Diptera; Drosophilidae.